Hemicordylus capensis (graceful crag lizard) is the source of this 4858-nucleotide messenger RNA. RefSeq names its product lysosomal protective protein-like. Gene Ontology annotation, biological process: proteolysis. Lineage: Eukaryota; Metazoa; Chordata; Lepidosauria; Squamata; Cordylidae. Gene Ontology annotation, molecular function: serine-type carboxypeptidase activity. The transcript has 16 exons. Bases 571 to 2001 code for a protein of 476 amino acids. The record is from RefSeq and is a predicted model, not a curated record.
CACCUUUUGGCCAGAUUUACCCCCAAGUCUCAGAGAGCUAUCAGGGAGCCCUUCACACACAAUUAGGGUUUUGCAAUUAGGGGAAUGCAGCCCAAUUUAUAUUGGGGUAAAAAAAUCACUUUUUGCGUCCUUUUUUGGGGCAGCUUCAAACGUGGAGUAAAGCCUGCUGUCUGGGGAAGCUGGGAUUUCUACAAACAGCAGGCUUGACUGAGAGUUUACUAGGAGGCUUUACUGCAAAAUUGAAGUUGUCCCAAAGAACCAGCGCAAAAUCGUAGAUUUUUUUUUACCCCAGAUAUAAACCGGGCUACACUGCACAGUGAAAAACCCGAAUUGUGUGUGAACUGCUCCUUGAUAACUUGCAGGGACUUCAGGGUAAAUCUAGCUGAUGCACCCCCUCCAUUCUAGAGAUGCGAGUUAAAAGCCCCGUAUAGCCCCUGGCGAAGGAGUCUCCCGGCACGCGUGGGGCAAAAGAUUCCGAGCAGAGAGACGCUUUAGGAAAGGACUUGGGUCCUUUGGGGUUCUCUUCUGCGCGCUACAAUCAAGCACUUGGGUUCUGCCGCUCCAGCCAAGAUGGGCCCUUCUCUACUGUUGCUGCUGCUGCUGGCGGUGGCUGCUGCCGGGGUGGGAGCAGCCCCUAAGAUGCACGAGAUCCGCUACCUGCCUGGGCUGGACAAGCAGCCGUCUUUCAAGCAGUACUCGGGCUACUUGGACGUCGAUGGGGACAAGCAUCUGCACUACUGGUUUGUGGAGGCUCAGAACAGCCCUGCCGACAAGCCCCUGGUGCUGUGGCUGAACGGGGGGCCCGGCUGCAGCUCCAUGAUGGGCCUUCUGAUGGAGCAUGGCCCCUUCACGAUUCAACCUGAUGGAACCACCCUGAAAUACAACAAUUAUGCCUGGAAUAAGCUUGCCCACAUCCUGUAUCUGGACUCCCCUAUUGGAGUUGGCUACUCCACUUCAGACAGCAAGGACUACCGGACAAAUGACACAGAGGUGGCCCGUGUGAACUACCUGGCCUUGAAGGAGUUCUUGCGCCUCUUCCCGGAGUACAGCAGCAGGGACCUCUACCUCACCGGGGAGAGUUAUGCAGGGAUCUACAUUCCUACACUGGCCCAGUGGGUGAUGAAGGACUCCAGCCUUAACUUGAAGGGGGUCGCCGUGGGGAAUGGGCUCUCCAGCUAUGAGAACAACGACAACUCCCUGGUUUACUUUGCAUACUACCACGGUCUCCUGGGGAGCAGGCUCUGGAGGGACUUGCAGACCUACUGCUGCUCGGAUGGGAAGUGUAACUUUUUUAGCUACGAGAACACGAAAUGCACUCUUGCUGUGGAGGAUGUGAACCACAUUGUGGAUGAGUCGGGUCUGAACAUCUACAACCUCUAUGCCCCUUGCGAUGGUGGAAUGCCCGGAGCUUAUAGGUACCAAAAUGGGGUGCUGGUUACCUAUGACCAAGGCAACAAUUUCAUCAGGCAGCCGCGUCUCAAUUCUUGGAGGAAGCAGAAGCUGCUCAGGCUGCUGGCUGCCGAGAACAGAGUGUGGCUGGAGAUCCCCUGCUUCAACACCACGGCACCCACCACCUUCCUGAAUGACAGACGGGUGCGCCAGGCCCUGCACAUUGCUGAGGAUGCUCCGGAGUGGCGGGUGUGCAGCUCUGCCGUGAACCGUGAAUACAAGCGCAUCUACUCGACGAUGAGAGAUCAGUACCUGAAGCUGCUCAGCACCCAGAAAUACCGCAUCUUGGUGUACAACGGGGACGUAGAUAUGGCCUGCAACUUCCUGGGGGACGAGUGGUUUGUGGACUCCUUGCACCGGCAGGUGAAAGGGCCCCAACGACCCUGGACUUACAUUGAGGAGAAUGGAGAGAAACAGAUUGGAGGCUUUGUGAAGGAGUUCACCAAUAUUGCCUUUCUCACUGUCAAGGGAUCAGGCCACAUGGUGCCCAUGGACAAGCCAGACGCAGCCUUCGCCAUGUUUGAGCGCUUCAUUACGCAGAAGCCCUUCUAGGGCUGGGUCCAUCAGGCGGCCUCCUUCUACCAUGGGCGCUGCCUCCUUCCUGCUACGCUGUGACUGCACAGAUGGGGGUCCUGCAGCACUCCAUCUCCACUGCCACGGCUGCUGCCACCACUAGGAGGGAUCAGAUGCCAUGGCUCUUUUUCCACUCCCCUCCCUCCAGCCAUCUUGGCUUCCAUACUGCCCUGAUUAUUGGGGCAUCACCAAGAGGUCCCUGUAUUACUUGCUUGUAUUACUUGUAGCACUCUUGGGCAGGGAGGGGCAGCCUCUCUUCUGCUAGGCCCAGAGGGGACCAGUUCUCAGCCUUAGUUCUCAGUCGUGAUGAAGGAAUCUGCCUCGUCGGUGAAAUGGAAGCCUACCCUGGCCUGGGCUUGGACCUUCAGCCUUGGGACUGUGGUCUCUCUGGCUCAGUCCAGGGCGUGCUACUAAACCAUUUCCCUAAAGCAGCUGGUGUCCAGUCUCUCCUUUGCCCCUGAACUGCUCCCCCUUGGCUGUGCUGCUUCUCUUGCAUUAUCAGCCUGGGGUCUAGGAAGGGUGGCUACGAGCCUUUGAGCCUGGAUUUCCCUCUUUGUUUCCUCCCCCUCUCUCCCCUGUGGCUUCUGAUAUUCUCAGGUCUCCCACUUCCCCAACAUGUCACUAUUUGAAAUCUUAAACCAAAGGUUUGUGAGUCUGUGAGAUAGAGAGAGAGAGAGAGAGAGAGAGUUUGGAUUUGAGAUGAAAAAACCAUCCUUGCUGAGGCAGAGUGGGAUACUUGUCCUCUCUCGUGUGUCUUAACAGCAGUCCCCUGCUCCCACGCUCCUCCCAAAAGAAAGGAAAUUGGAAGCACAUGGGGUUUUCAUGGGGUUGGGGGAAUGGACACCUGUUCCCCCAGGCCCUGUGCAGACCAUCAUGGUGGAACUAUGUGGCCUGGCCUGCCAGUGUGUUAGCUCCCACCUGAGUGGAAUACAUAACAAUCUCCAUCAAGACUUUCCUCUGGGGAAGGAACAAGGAAGACUAGCAUUGGCACCUGGUUCAUUCAGUUAUGGGGCCAGUGGGCAGCCCUGGUGUCCAGCUCCUAGGUUCAGUGGGGAGGGGGAGAAGGUUGGGAGGGAUGGUGGUAAUGGCAAGCCUCUGUUUAAAGAAAUGGUGCAGGGCCAAAGCCAAUGUAGGAGGAGCAAAAGAAGAAAAGUUGAGGAGGGAGCUUAAAAUGCAAAGUAAUCCCUCCCCCACCCCCUCAGAUUUCUUGUGAUGGCAAAGUCACCAGUAGAAGUGAUGGCAAAGAGGAGGGAAGUUUGAAAAUAAUGCAUGUACUGAUCAGAGUUGCCAUCCCCCCUGGAAUUUCGGGUUUCAUCCAGUUUUUAAGCAUCUCACCCACAUGGCUUAGCUCACCCAGAUUACCCUGAUUUCAGCUUUCAUUAAAAAAAAAAGUGGGGCAGUGGGGGAGUUAAGCCCUAGCCCUUGUAGAAGUGGAGUCAUGGAGCAAAAUGUUCAGUCACUAUUCUGCUCAAAAAUUAUUUUCAAGCCAAUAUGCAAAUCAAGCACCAGGAUUUGGAAAGCCAGAAUAUGGCAACCCUGGACUCAGUCCUACUCUUGGACCCUAAGCAAUAGCCCUGCUCAAGACAUGCCAGAUAUAACAAGGAUGUCCUGGUGAUGAAUGGUCUCAAAAACUGGAAGGGUGUGUUGGAUCGCUUUAGACCAAAGAAAAAUAAUGCAUACAUGCUUUAAAAACAAUAAGUUUCCCCCCAUAUUAUGUAAAAAGCAUAUAAUGAAGAGAAUGUAACAAAUUAGAAUGUAAUAAAUUAGAAUGUAAUCAAUCAAUUUAUUAGAAUGUAAUAAAUUAGAGAAUGAAAUAAAUUACUAAUAAUUAGUAAUAAAGCAUAUAAUGAAGAGAAUGUAAUAAAUUAUGUAAUAAUUUAGUAUAAAUUUUAUAAUCAAAGAUACUCUCAAUCUGAGAUAGAACAAAAAUUCAACCAAAGAUGACAAUUUGAAAUCACAUUGAUAAAACUAAAUGUAUUGCAAUAAACAUAUACUGAAAUCCAUUGUGUGGAAAGUAAUAUGAUCUAUUUCAAACAAGUCCACAAAUCCACAAUGGUGACCUGGUGACCUCCAUUUUGCUCUUAGUCUUUGUCAAGUGGGGAAUAGUUUUAGAAAAGUUCCACAGACUUGACCGCACUAGUCCAAAUGCUCCAGUAUCCAAUAAGGUGUACAGACACCUCUGUUAGUUUUGCCCCUGCCACUGCAAGCUAAGUAUCAUCUGCCUACUCAUGCACUCUGUGACACGCGCAGUAUUUAACACAGGGGUUCUUGGAGCCCAAAUAGCAACUGAACUCUCAAGAAUAUAGGGAUGUAGAGCAAGCAUAUUUAUGCUGAUAUGCAUUAGCAGAAGCAUUUCUGCUCGCCUACUCCGCAAAUGGAUAAACAGCAUGCAGAGUCAGUUUACCUGUUGUUUUCUGGGGCUGGUUUUCUCUCUCACUGGUACUCUGGGCGUGUGUGUGUGUGGCGGAGGUGGGGCGGGGGGGACCAGGAGCUCUGGAGCCUCUAGCAGGAGAGUCAGUGGCAUCCUGCAUCCCAGACUCUGGACUGCUGGAAACCCCACCCUUAUUAAUAAUUAUUGUUGUUGUUUGUUUACACAGUCAGACAGGUGUUAUUGACUGUUUGUUUUAUCCAGACAUCAAGUCCUUCCCAAGGACCUGGGAUGGCUGGAUUUUAUUAUCAAUGUUGUUGCUGUUAUUAUUAUAGAUAUUGUCGCAGAAUAUAGGCUGUUCCCAGUAAAGCUGCUUUUUGUAAUCGGCUGAUGGUGACUUAUUAAUAUUAUUAAUUAUUAUUAUAUUAUAGAUUAAAUAAAUAAAUAAUAUUUGUUUGUUUAAUAGUA